AUUCACAUACGGUUUCCGCGUGAGCAUCUGACAUAUCCUUACGCAUAUAUACUCUGGUGAUUUUCACUCUGUUUCCAUGCUCAUCUGCGCUCGCUAUCCACUCCCAACAACAGUUGUAGUAUCCCUGCCGCAGGUGCUUCAAAGCCCUCAAAAUACCACAGCACGGCAGCCUCCCUUCCCAUCAUGAAGCUCCUCAUCGUCUUGUCGCUGGCCCUCAAUGCCAUUGCCGCCGCAGUCGUUGCACCUCGGCAGCCCACGUCGCCAUCCCACAUCGUCGCCCUCGGCAUUGACAAUACCGAGAUACUCCUCUACUCAGACGCCGACGCAAACCCCACCGUCACCACCUCAGAAUCAACUGCAACUACUGAAGACAACAAUGAAGACCGCGUCAAAGUCCCCACAGUGACCGAGCAAGUCACAUCCACGUACAAACUAAUAAGCGCGCGCCCUGGCGACCCCGAAGCCAUCAUCAUCCUCCCCUUCUACUUCCAGGUCAUCGAGAACUGCCUCUCCGACAACACUAUCCAAGCCCGCGGUGUAUACAACAAUAAGGAUUACGUGUGGGCAUACACUCUGGCCGAGGGCACUACUGUCACCGUUGAUCACGGCAUCAAGGGGUACCCAUACACCUUCCUCAUCGGACCGUUUGACUACGGAAGUAGUAUCCUGCAAUUCUCGUAUGAUAACGGUGAUGAUUUCAAGUGCGAUUGGAACGACAGCGAGACGUGGAAGAGUUGUGGCGAGUGCAGGACGAGUUUGUGGAGUGCACCGCCGCUGGAUUGUAAUGGCGGAGGGGUGAGGGGAAGGACUAAAAUCAUGAAUUGCUCGUUCAUUAUGGGAUGGAGAAGUCAGCUCACGGGCACUCCGCUCUGA
Alternaria rosae is the source of this 873-nucleotide messenger RNA. RefSeq lists its product as uncharacterized. The transcript is spliced from 3 exons. The record is from RefSeq and is a predicted model, not a curated record. NCBI's taxonomy places the organism in Eukaryota, Fungi, Ascomycota, Dothideomycetes, Pleosporales, Pleosporaceae. Bases 184 to 873 code for a protein of 229 amino acids.